AUGACUUCUGUGGUGUCCCUUGACAAUGCAACAUUCAUUCGCCCCCCCGCAUUUUACAUCAGUGGAUUAUCCAACGUGCCUCAUUCAAAGUAUUACUAUAUGUUUUUGUGUUUUGUGUACGCUGUGACUGUUUUAGGAAAUUCUUUUAUAAUGGGCACUAUAUACCUGGCACGCACUCUGCACACAGCUAAGUAUAUAGCUGUCUUCAACUUAGCCUUGUCUGAUCUGUGUGGAAGCUCUGCUCUUAUUCCAAAGUAUGCAGACAUGUUUCUGUUAGAGAACCAGUACAUAUCUUAUGAAGACUGUCUGACAAGCUUGUUUUUUGUUUUUCUUUUUAUGAGCUUGCAGUCCUUUACUCUGCUUGCUUUGGCCUUUGACAGAGUAAUUGCUAUAUGUUUUCCUCUGAGGUAUCAUGCUAUUGUGACUAAAAGCACAAUGACUCUGAUCAUUGGCGUUUUGUGGCUUUUUGCAGUCACUAUCAUUACCCUCAUGGUUUCUCUCAUUACCAGACUGUCCUUCUGUAGAUCUAUCACAGUUGGCAGUUAUUUCUGUGAUCAUGGCCCUGUCUUCAAACUAGCCUGUAAUGAUAAUACUCCUAAUUUCAUGAUGGCCUAUGCUUAUAUUGCUUUUGUUCUUUGCAUUCCAUUGUUGCUAAUAGCUAUCUCAUAUGUUUGUAUUGGUGUUGCAUUGCUUAAAAUCUCACAGGGUGCAGAGCGAAUUAAAGCUAUGAAAACCUGCACUUCCCACCUCAUAUUGGUGGGCAUGUUUUAUUUACCAAUUUUUAGCAUUUAUAUGUCUACUCUUACAACACAAGUACAUCCGAAUACUAGAAUAAUUAACUCAGUGUUAGCACAAGCAAUUCCUCCUAUGUUAAACCCCAUCAUAUAUACUCUGAAGACAGAAGAGGUAUUGCAGUCUAUUAAAGUACUCUACAAGCGAACUAAGGUGAACUUUGCAAUGGAAGAUCCUUUAAAAAGCAUGGCAAAGCAUUAA
Molecule: messenger RNA, 993 nt
Organism: Colossoma macropomum (tambaqui)
Lineage: Eukaryota; Metazoa; Chordata; Actinopteri; Characiformes; Serrasalmidae
Product: olfactory receptor 1571-like
Exons: 1
Coding region: 1-993 (330 amino acids)
Biological process (GO): G protein-coupled receptor signaling pathway
Cellular component (GO): membrane
Molecular function (GO): G protein-coupled receptor activity; olfactory receptor activity
Source: RefSeq, a predicted model, not a curated record